Messenger RNA from Notechis scutatus (mainland tiger snake), 1637 nucleotides. The record is from RefSeq and is a predicted model, not a curated record. NCBI's taxonomy places the organism in Eukaryota, Metazoa, Chordata, Lepidosauria, Squamata, Elapidae.
CAGGCGCCUAAGAUGGCUGCCGCGCCUGCGGCUCGCCCGUGAAGGCCGGCGAGGCGCCCCCGGGCAGGUAUGGAGCCGCCUCCCGUCCCGGCCGCCGCCGCCGCCGCCGCCAGCCCCGAGCGCCUCUUCGACUCCCACCGGCUGCCGAGCGACGGGCCGCUGCCGGUGCUGCUGGCGCUGCUGCUCUAUGCGCCGGUGGGGCUGUGCCUGCUGCUGGUGCGGCUCUUCGUGGGGCUGCACGUCUUCCUGGUCAGCUGUGCGCUCCCGGACGGCGCCCCGCGCAGGUUCCUGGUGCGCGCCAUGUGCUCCGUGCUGGGCCUCUUCGUGUGGCAGAGCCGGCCGCGCAGCGCCCGCGCCCGCGUCCUGGUGGCCAACCACGUCACGCCCUUCGACCACAACGUCCUGGGCCUGCUGGCCUCCUGCAGCGCGCCCGUGCUGAACGGCGCCGCCGGCUUCCUCUGCUGGUCCCGCGGCUUCCUGGAGGUGGCCGGCGCCGAGAGCCGCGCGGAGCUGCUGGAGUCGCUGAAGGGCUACUGCUUGCAGGGCGGCAAUCCGCCGCUGCUGCUCUUCCCCGAGGAGGAGACCACCAACGGCCGGGUGGGCCUGCUGCGUUUCAGCUCCUGGCCCUUCUCCAUCGUGGACGCGGUGCAGCCGUUGGCUCUGCAGGUCUGGAGGCCCUUCGUGGCUGUGAGCGUGGCUGGCGCUUCCUGGUUCACUGAGCUGCUCUGGACUUUCUUCGUUCCUUUCACCGUUUAUCAAGUAAGGUGGCUUCCCUCUGUGUACAGAGAAGCCGAGGAGACCCAGGAAGAGUUUGCCCUGCGAGUUCAAGAGCUUCUAGCUCUGGAGUUGGGCGUGGUGUCUACGUGCCUCACAGCCGCUGACAAAGCAGAGCACCUGAAGCGUCUCCGCCACCACCCUCCAGCUUCCCGUCCUCCCCCACCUUCAAGCCAACCCUCUGGGAGUCGACCCCAAGUCUCACGCAGCAUGCCCUCCCCGGAGAAUGUACGCUUGAUAGGCAUGGCCCAGCGUGUCCAAGAAGUUCUACCCCAGGUGCCCAUGUCAGCUAUCCGCAAAGACCUAGCUCAGACUAACUGCGUGGACACCACAAUUGCCAAUCUUUUGGAGGGGCGGGUUCCCUUCGUACCAGAGGCAGAGACCGAAGGCUUUGUGGCUGCAGCUCCCUCUUUCUACGGUGCUCAGGAUCCUUCCACCUCCCGAAUAGCCCCGGCAUCGGGGAAGCUCUUUGCCAGAUCUGCGGAAGCCAGACAACUCUCUCUCCAGGAACGGAAGCAAGCGCUCUGGGACUACGCCAGAAGGAGAUACACAGAGAAAUAUGGAAUAGCCCACGCGGAGGGCAGCUGCUGACCAGCUCCUUAGCUUGAACUUGUGGCUCGGUAGACAAAUGAUCUUUGCAGGGGAUCACUGCUGUCCUGGGGCGACCAAGGUGGUGGCUCUUGAGAAGUAUUGUGUGUGCCAUCCAUGGGCUGCCUCUGCAGGUGGGGAGGCUGCAGCCAAGCACAGUGUGCCAGCAUUCCCGCGUUCCCCACCACCAUGCCUGGACCCGGCAUUGUCAGAGUCUCUGCCCAGCGUGGGGGGAGGAGGGGUCUUUAUGAAAAUAAACACGACUCUUAAUGCUC